AUGGGAAACGGUCUAAAGCUUUUCAAAGAAGAACCUCUUUCAUUUGUUUACGAGCCUCUCAUUAACCCUCCAAUUUCAGAAAUGGAGGAAGAAAACGAGAAUCUGAGAGUCUUUAGCUUCAAGGAAUUGAAGAAAGCAACGAAGAACUUUAGCCGAGAUAGGGUCGAAAUUGGCGAGGAUAUCUCUGUUCGAAAAUUCUACAAGGGAUACAUCACUAAGACCACAUUUGCAACAUCAAGAACUGAAACCGGCAUUGCUGUUUAUGUCGUUGAAUGUCCUAAAGAUAGGUCACAGGCUCAACAAGAGUGGAUGGACAAAGUGAAGAAGUCUCUAGGCCAAUUUUCUCAUCCAAACUUGGUCAAACUUUUGGGUUACUGUUGUGAAGAUAACAAAUCACUUUUUUUGGUUUUUGAAUACUUGCACAAAGGAAGUUUGGACCGUUACAUUUUCGGAAACGAAGUAUUACCAUGGGAAUUACGGGUUAAUAUAGCCAUUGGAACAGCUAAAGGUCUUGCAUUUAUCCACUCCGUCAAGAACAGCUCGGUACACCUAGAAAUCAGAAUGCAUAAAAUUAUGCUUGACGAGCAAUACAAUGCAAAAUUGUUUUAUUGUGAUUUAAACCAAAAAUGUUUGGUAGACGAAAAGGGUCGAGUACUUGCUGGAGGAUUUGGAUACGUAGCUCUUGAAUUGGCAAUGACAGGCCAUAUUGGAACCGAGGCCGAUGUUUACACAUUUGGUGUGAUCUUGCUUGAGCUCUUAACUGGUCUCAAAGCUUUUGAUACAGAAAGGAGUGAUGACAAGCGAAGCUUAGCUGUCUGGACUAAAUCUUACUUGUCCAAUAAGAUUGGAGAAAUAAUCGAUCCACGAUUUGGGAACGAUUAUCCCGUGAAUGCAGCGACACAGAUGGGCAAACUCAUCAAAAGAUGCAUCGCGCAGGACAAAAAUAAGCGACCAUUGAUGCAACAAGUUUUGGAUGGUCUGAAUGAUAUUGCAGAGAUGAAGGACUGA
Molecule: messenger RNA, 1008 nt
Organism: Arabis nemorensis
Lineage: Eukaryota; Viridiplantae; Streptophyta; Magnoliopsida; Brassicales; Brassicaceae
Source: the annotation of a GenBank genome assembly